This is a messenger RNA of Penicillium longicatenatum, 1632 nucleotides long. RefSeq names its product aromatic amino acid and leucine permease. The record is from RefSeq and is a predicted model, not a curated record. NCBI's taxonomy places the organism in Eukaryota, Fungi, Ascomycota, Eurotiomycetes, Eurotiales, Aspergillaceae. The transcript has a single exon. Gene Ontology annotation, molecular function: amino acid transmembrane transporter activity. Gene Ontology annotation, cellular component: membrane. Bases 1 to 1632 code for a protein of 543 amino acids. Gene Ontology annotation, biological process: amino acid transmembrane transport.
AUGGACAUCACCACAAAUGAGAAGAAAUAUUCCACCUACGACACCGAAAUGCAAAAAGAGGGGGAUGUGGAGAAUGCCGCUGGCCAACUGGAAGAGAUUAUUGAAUUCAAACAGGGCCUGCACCAGCGGCAUAUCCAGAUGAUUGCCCUCGCCGGUACUGUUGGGACCGGUCUGUUUCUCAGUUCUGGAAGAGCGAUUGCAGAGGCUGGACCUUUGGGAGCGUUUCUUGGAUAUUCAAUUGUCGGAUUAUUGGUGUCAAGUGUCGUCUUUGGAGUCGGUGAAAUGGGUGCUCUUGCGCCCCUCAAUGGUGGUGUGAUUCGUUACGCCGAGAUCUUUUGCGACCCUGCUCUGGCCUUCGCCAAUGGCUGGAACCAAGUCUACUCUUACAUCGUCUCAAUUCCCUCCGAACUUGUCGCCUGUGCCGUUAUCGUCGAAUUCUGGAUCACCAUCAGCCCUGCGAUCUGGGUCACCAUCUUCGGCGUGUUAAUGAUCUUCACGGCCGUCCUCUUCGUGCGAGUGUAUGGCGAGCUGGAGUUCGGUUUCUCUAUUCUCAAAAUCAUGCUGGUCAUUGGAAUCAACAUCAUGGCGUUGGUGAUUACAUGUGGAGGGGGACCUGAUCAUAAAUCUAUCGGGUUCGAGUACUGGAAAAGCCCAUAUGGUCCCUUUGUUCAAUACCUCGGCAUUGAUGGAUCUCUGGGUCGAUUCUUGGGUUUUUGGACGGUGUUCAACAACGCUCUCUACGCCUACUCUGGGAUUGAGAACAUCACUGUCGCUGCGGCGGAGACUCGAAACCCUCGACAGGCAAUUCCUAUGGCGGCCCGGCGUAUCUUCGUCCGAAUCCUUCUCUUUUAUGUGCUCUCGAUCUUCAUGGUCGGCUUGGUCGUGUCUUCCGCUGACCCAAGCCUCCUCGCCUCCACCGGAACGGCGUCGCAGUCGCCCUUCGUCAUCGCCGCUCGUGAUGCUGGAAUCAAAGUCGUCCCCUCUAUCAUCAAUGCCGUCGUUCUCACCUCCGCUUGGUCCUCUGGUAACUCCAACAUGCUUGGCGGCUCCCGAAUCCUUUAUGGCAUGGCAAAGCAAGGUCACGCACCCGCAAUCUUCAAGCGCCUGAACCGCUUUACGAUCCCCUACGUCGCCGUGGGUCUUUACGGUGUUUUCAUGGCACUGGGAUACAUGACACUAUCAGACUCUGCCAGCACUGUGUUCACCUGGCUGCAGGAUCUCGUCUCCAUCUCGACAAUUGUGAACUGGCUUUGCAUUCUCAUUGUUUACUUGCGCUUCCUCUACGGUUGCAAGAAGCAGGGCAUCGAUCGUCACAAGGAGCUUCCGUGGGCUGCCCCCUUACAGCCGUACACCACUUGGGUCUCUUUAGUCGUUUUUACUCUCCUGUUCUUUACCGGAGGCUACAGCACUUUUAUUAAGGGGCACUGGAGUACUGAGACUUUUAUCUCUUGCUACUUCAAUUUGCCUUUCAUUUUGAUCGUAUACUUUGGCUAUAAGUUCUGGAUGAAGACUAAAAUUAUCCCAUUGGCGGAGAUCCCUAUCCGGCCUUUCAUUGAGCAGUAUCAGAAUAACCCUGAGCCUGAGCCGGAACCGAAGAAAGGACUUUGGAGACUCAAUGUUCUGUGGUCAUAG